Molecule: messenger RNA, 1830 nt
Organism: Manihot esculenta (cassava)
Lineage: Eukaryota; Viridiplantae; Streptophyta; Magnoliopsida; Malpighiales; Euphorbiaceae
Product: ribosome-recycling factor, chloroplastic
Exons: 8
Coding region: 204-908 (234 amino acids)
Biological process (GO): plastid translation
Cellular component (GO): chloroplast
Molecular function (GO): ribosomal large subunit binding
Source: RefSeq, a predicted model, not a curated record
CGAUACCAGUUCAGACCGGGUCGGGUUUAAUAAAGCACGUCACCCAGCAACGAUCGUGCAGCCCAGGAAAUGCCAUUACUCAGCAGCUCUUAUCCACAAACACAAUAACAGCCUCACUCUUUGGUAGCUGGUUGACGACCCAAGACUCUAAACUUCGCCUCAACAUCACUCUCGAGAAAACUCAUUCUUAGCCUCUAGCUUUGAUGGCUACUGCGUUCUCUUCAACGACACCACUCAGGUCCGUCUUCCAAUCCAAGCCAAAACCUCCCAAAAUCCUCCUUUCUCUUCCAGUUUCGUCUUAUGGUGCAAACUACAAUGAUAACAACCGUUCACAUAGUGCCGCUGUGAGUUUGUGGAGCUCGACUUCUCACUACGCCGGUGCCACCAAACUUUCCGCCAACUCCAUUGCUGUGAAGCAGUUGUUGCAGAAGAGAAGAGGAGUGAUACAGUGCGCGACCAUUGAAGAAAUUGAAGCGGAGAAGUCCUCUAUUGAGAAGGAUGCUAAAGCAAGGAUGGAAAAGACCAUUGAAACAGUCAGAACCAAUUUUAAUUCUGUAAGGACAGGCAGGGCAAACCCAGCAAUACUAGAUAAGAUUGAGGUGGAGUAUUAUGGAAGCCCAGUCAGCUUGAAGAGCAUAGCUCAAAUCAGUACUCCUGAAUCAAGUUCUCUUUUAGUCCAGCCAUAUGACAAAUCCAGCUUAAAGGCUAUAGAGAAGGCCAUUGUCAGCUCUGAUCUUGGUUUGACUCCAAAUAAUGAUGGAGAAGUGAUACGGUUGUCCCUUCCUCAAUUGACCUCAGAAAGAAGGAAGGAGUUGUCAAAAAUGGUUGCUAAACAGGCUGAAGAAGGAAAGAAAUUGGCUAAUGGGGAUACUCAACUGAGCCUACAGGUUCUCAGCUUUCUAAAUUAGGUUGUUAAUAAUUGUCAAGCUUGGCUUGGUUCUUGGUUUGUUUUUAUUCUACUCAAACUGAGUUUGACUUUGUUAAAUAUUUGUGCUGAUUAUAUCUUUCAAUUCAAGCCACUAAAAGAUGCAGAUCAAAAGCUUUUAAUCUGAGUAUUUGAAGCCUUAUCCUACGAGUUUGGCCCAAGGCCCUAGGAGGGAGGACACAUGAGAAUUAAAUAUAGUGUUCAAAACUGGACUGGACCAGCCAGUAAGACUGGGAACUGGAGCACUGGCUGGUCCAUCUGGUUUAAAAAUUGUUUUCUCCUUAAUAAUGUCAAAAAAUACAUUUUUGCUUAUUCAGGGUGUUGCCCUUAUCCACUUGACCAUCUUACUUGCAUUAAACAUCUGUGUGCAAACAAUUUAUUUAUUUUAAACCGAAUCAUUUAAUUAUUUUUAUCGUUUAUGUUGUUAAUAUAUAUUUAUUUUAAAGGGAUGAUUAAUUUUAUAUAUCUAAUUAUGAUUUAAUAUAUAUUGGUUGAAAAACUCUUAAAACCCUAUCUUCACCAGUUCAAUGAUUGGGCCGGAUUUAAAAACCUUGGAAUUAAAGUAGGGGUCCCUAUUAAAUGAAAAGGAAAACUGCAAAGGAGCUUGUUCAUGAACUUAAAUCAAUCCAAGUUCACCUGUAUUAAAUUUGUGUUUAAUUCAUUUAUUAAUAGAGCCAAAAUUUUAUGUUUAAAUUCAAUCACUUAUCUCAAUAAAAGAAACAUGAAGUUUUACUGCAUUUGUUUACAAGCUAGCUGCUGAUUGAACUAGUUCAUUUAUGGCCGGUAGACUACAUUAGAGUCAUUGAUCUUUUCCUUGAAAUGAUUUUUCUUAAUCUGUCUUUUCUAGGUAGCAUUGAGGAAUAUUAGAAGAGAUGCACUGAAAGCCUAUGAGAAACUGGAGAAGG